Exophiala aquamarina CBS 119918 is the source of this 1176-nucleotide messenger RNA. RefSeq lists its product as uncharacterized. The record is from RefSeq and is a predicted model, not a curated record. Lineage: Eukaryota; Fungi; Ascomycota; Eurotiomycetes; Chaetothyriales; Herpotrichiellaceae. The transcript is spliced from 5 exons. The coding region runs from base 1 to 1176 and encodes 391 amino acids.
AUGUCUCCCAAGGUGGCACUAGUUACUGGUGGGAAUGGGAUCAGUGGAAAUGCCAUUGUAGAGCACCUCAUUCGACAGCCUGAAAGCCAGUGGUCGAAAAUCAUCGUCACCUCGAAUUCGCCGCUCAAAGCGCAAUGGCAAGACUAUCGCGUCAAAUUCAUCGCUAUAAAUUAUCUCGAACCACUAGAGAAAAUCAUUGAAAGAAUCAGGCUACACUGUGCGGAUGUCACACAUGCUUAUUUUUGCUCCUAUAUCCACAACGCUGAUAAUGAUUUCGAUAAUCUUUGGCAAAUGAAUGUACCACUCUUCAAAAACUUCCUAAUCUCAAUUGACACUGUCGCUACGAACACGUUGCAACGCGUAUGUCUGCAGACAGGAGGCAAGCACUAUGGGGUGCAUCAAGGCGCAAUGUUUGCACCUAUCUCCGAAGAACAUACGCCGCGCUGGGAAGACGGGGCAAAUUUCUAUCAUCCGCAAGAAGACCUCCUCUUCGAUUUACAGAAGCAGCGAAAAUGGGGCUGGAACGUCAUUCGACCCCAAGCAAUCAUCGGCUACACUCCAGGAGCCUCAGGGAUGACAGCAGCUCUCAAGUUAGUGCAGUACCUCAUUAUCUGUCGGGAAAAUGGAUCGGCACCCAGAUUUCCUGGCAACGAGAUGUUCUACAAUUUUGUCGACGACUUUUCGUACGCGCCGAGUAUUGCAGACAUGACCAUAUGGGCAACAACGCAAGAGCACACUAAAAACGAGGCUUUCAAUCACGCAAACGGAGAUGUCAUUUGCUGGAAAUACUUCUACCCACGCAUUGCGAAAUACCUUGGAGUGACAGUUCCUGAUGACCUUCAAUUUACUUCCAAAGGCACCUGGGGAGGAAGAUCGCUGGAGUUUAAGAUGCUUGAGUGGGCAGCCGGCAAGAAACCAGUCUGGGAUUCAAUAUGUCAAAAAUACGGUGGCAAGCCGGAAUCAUUCGACUGGGGAGCGUGGGCGUACUUUGACUGGGCGAGCUCGCGCAACUGGCUCACGCUCAUGUCAUUGUCGAAAGCAAGGAAGAUGGGGUGGUUGAGAUACGAUGACUCAUACGACACUUGGGUCAAAACAAUUAGGGCUUUCGAAAAUGCUGGUGUGCUUCCGGACCACACCCUUUGGGAAACCCCGCAGCCUAAUGGAUUUAGUCAUUGA